CCUCUCCAGAGAGGGUCCCAGGAGAGGCCCUGCCGGCAAGCAUCCUGACUUAGGACUUCCCUUUCCUGCAGGGGAGCAGGAGGCAGGGAGCGGGCCUGGUCCCGCCUCUGGUGCUCUGCCUCUCCACAUACCCGUGGCCUCUCCCAGCCUGGUACUAAGCCGUGUCAUGAGUCUGGACCUUGUGGGAGAUUAACUCGUGGGCAUGGGAGCACUUUGGAGGAGAAAUGACAGGUCCGAGGUCACCCACAGGCAGGGGCAGCUGUCAUACUUGAUAGAUCCUGCUCCUGGGAGCCUACGGCAGAGGUGGUCUGGAACCCCGGCUGGAAAAGGUAGCCAUGAAGGGGUCUGGGCACGCCUGGCCCGUGCCAAGCCGCGGCUGACCGGCUUCCGCUUCCCUGACUCCGCCCCUCAGUCCCCCCCCCCCCAUAUACUUAAUACCUCUGGCACCCAGUCCACCCGCAGUGGACUUUGGCCUCAGCUGUAGCUCUUGCGGGAGCCGGGAGGACUGGGAGCAAAGGAAGAAGCAUCUGGUGCAGCACCUGCCAGCUUUCCCCAGAGGAGCCCGGCUGCCACCUGCAGAUCACGUGGGCUCCGGCCAUGUGGCUGCCUGUGCUGCUGGGAGUCUUACUCUGGGCAGCCCUGUGGCUGCUCAGAGACCGGCAGAGCCUGCCCCCCAGCAAUGCCUUCGUCUUCAUCACCGGCUGUGACUCUGGCUUCGGGCGGCUCCUGGCACUGAGGCUGGACCAGAGAGGCUUCCAAGUCCUGGCCAGCUGCCUGACCCCCUCGGGGGCAGAGGACCUGCAGCGGGCUGCCUCCUCCCGCCUCCACACCACCCUGCUGGACGUCACCGACCCCCAGAGCGUCCAGCGGGCAGCCAAAUGGGUGGAAACAUAUGUUGGGGAAACAGGGCUUUUCGGUCUGGUGAAUAAUGCCGGUGUAGCUGGUAUCAUUGGGCCCACACCAUGGCUGACCAGGGAUGACUUCCACCGGGUGCUGACUGUGAACACACUGGGUCCCAUCGGGGUCACCCUUGCCCUGCUACCUCUACUGCGACGGGCCCGGGGCCGGGUGAUCAACAUCACCAGCGUCCUGGGUCGCCUGGCAGCCAAUGGUGGGGGCUACUGUGUCUCCAAGUUUGGCCUGGAGGCCUUCUCAGACAGUCUGAGGCGGGAUGUGGCUCCUUUUGGAGUACGAGUCUCCAUCGUGGAGCCUGGCUUUUUCCGAACCUCUGUGACAAACCUGGAGAGCUUGGAGAACGCCCUGCAGGCCUGCUGGGCACGGCUGCCUCCAGCUACACAGGCACACUAUGGGGAUGCCUUCCUUACCAAGUACCUGGAAGUGCAGCAGCAUGUCAUGAACCUCAUCUGUGAUCCGGACCUGACCAAGGUGAGCAGGUGCCUGGAGCAUGCCUUGACUGCAUGCCACCCCAGAACCCGCUACAGCCCAGGCUGGGACGCCAAGCUGCUCUGGCUGCCAGCCUCCUACCUGCCAGCCAGCCUGGUGGAUGCUGUGCUCACCUGGGUCCUUCCCAAGCCUGCCCAGGCAGUCUCCUGAACCCAGCCUUCCAGCAAGAGAUUGUUCUUCAAAUGCAAGAACUUCAUUCCUGUCCCCACCCUGCUACUGGCACAAAAUAGGCACUCAAUAAAUGUGUUUUUAAAAAUGUA
Molecule: messenger RNA, 1664 nt
Organism: Myotis daubentonii (Daubenton's bat)
Lineage: Eukaryota; Metazoa; Chordata; Mammalia; Chiroptera; Vespertilionidae
Gene: RDH5
Product: retinol dehydrogenase 5
Biological process (GO): steroid metabolic process; retinoid metabolic process
Cellular component (GO): intracellular membrane-bounded organelle
Molecular function (GO): all-trans-retinol dehydrogenase (NAD+) activity
Source: RefSeq, a predicted model, not a curated record